AUGGAUGACAAAGAAAUACAAGUCAUUAAAAAUGCACACUUUAAGAAAACAUUCCACCGAGUUACGAUACUUGACAAAAAAAAGUUUGAAAGGUUUGGCAAAGACGAUGAAGUACCACAGCAAGAUAUUGGCAGUAUUCAUGUUACUAACAAUAUUGCUCCAAAUUUUCAAUUAUUAAGCAAUGAGUUUGCGGGUUUACCUCGAAAAGCAAAAUUUGUUGAAAUUGCUGAUAAUAUUGAAAACUAUCUCAAGGAUGACGGCGUCCUCCAAGGACUGUGUGAAAUUUGCCAUAAUCUUAUGAUAUACAAUAAAACUGCGAUAUUCGAGUACAAAUUCUUGUAUACACUCCCAUUUAUGCCAAAUUUCAUACGGGCUGUUUGGUUUACGUUGGUAGCUCAGUCGCAGCAGCAGGGUUUUAACGCACCGCUGAUAUUGAUAUCAAAAACAAAAGUACCCAAUUUCUCAUCGUUUGUCUCAUUACUAGCAACUUUCUGUAUGUUGUUUGGUCGUCUCCUGCCAAUUUUACAUGAUAUUGACUUUUGCGACGAAAAGUUGCUGAUCGAAAAGCCAUUGCAACCCACUUUACACGUUCGGUUGAUGCCAUUUACUCUUGCUGAAAUAGUUCAAUUAUCAAAGACUUUAAAAGAAGUAUUAUUAGGUCUGGUGGAAUUAGCCUUACAAGAGACGCGAUCUACCCUAAAUCAGCACGAUGGUUUUGUGUUAGCUCUUUCCGACUCAGACGACAAACGAAUGAAACAGCAAAAGCUAAUAUGGUCGAAUUUACUAAAAGUGGUUGUAUUCGUGUUAAAUCAAACUCACACUCGCGAUUUGCGUUUAGGCUUUUGUCCAGAGUCCCAUUGGAUCGUGGGCCGUCUGGAUUUGCCAUUGGAUCGGCCUAGCGAUUAGCCUUUGACGCGCGGCAUAAGUUGUCGUAUUCGGGGCAUAAGACCAUUUCAGCCUAUAAGAGAUUUUACUAGUGAGGAUUUUGAAAACGACCCUCUCAUGUCUACCAAGCAAAUCACGUCUAUUACCAUAUUGCGUGAGAUACCAUUUGUGGUAGCUUUCAGUAAACGCGUUAAUAUCUUGCAAGGUCUUGUGGCUGCAGAUAAAAUGAGGAUCCAGGGACAUUUGCAAGCAUUUCUACAAGGUCCUUCGAUAAUGUUGACAGUGAGAAGAACUCAUUUGUAUAAAGAUGGUUACGAUAAAUUAAGGCCAGAAAAUAAACCCGAUUUGCGUUUAAAAUUUCGUAUUCAGUUCGUAUACUCUUUGGGUUUGGAUGAAGCUGGCAUAGAUGGUGGUGGAGUAUUUCGUGAAUUUCUUUCAGAAUUAAUUAAGAUUACUUUUGAUCCAAAUCGGGAAUUUUUUAUGGUAACGACAGACAACAAAUUGUAUCGAAAUCCGAACAUGGGAGAUUUGUUGGUGGACUUAAAAAAACACUACUAUUUUAUGGGAAAAAUUCUAGGAAAAACCAUAGAUGAAAACAUCUUGGUUGAACUGCCGCUGGCGGAAUUUUUUCUUACGAAAUUGGCGGGCAAAUAUGCUGAUGUUGAUAUUCAUCAGCUAGCAUCUUUGGAUCUAGAGUUAUACAAAAAUCUGCUUUAUCUCAAAGAUUACGAAGGCGACGUUGCCGAAUUAAAUGUGGAUUUUACGGUAGCAACUAGCUCGUCGGGUCAACCACAAGUAUUAGAACCAAAAUCACAAGAUCAAAGAAUAUCCUUGACGAAUUCAAAUCGCACCGAAUAUGUCCAAUUAAUGGCCGACAAUAAACUAAAUGUUCAAAUUCGUCGGCACUGUGUGGCUUUCCGAAAAGGUCUUUCUAAUGUUUUGCCUUUGGAAUGGUUGUAUAUGUUUAGUAAUAAAGAACUUCAAAUAUUAAUAUCGGGCGCAGAAAUUCCUAUCGACUUCGAAAAUCUUAAAAAAAAUUGUAAAUAUGGCGCCGACUACAACCCCGAACAGCCUUCAAUUGUGGCAUUUUGGUGCGCUAUAGAAAGUUUUGAUGAUAUGCAAAAGCGGCAAUUGCUAAAAUUUGUCACUAGUUUCUCAAGACCGCCGCUACUUGGCUUCAAUGACUUGGAUUCUCCGUUUUUUAUACAAAAUGCUGGUGAUAUGGAACGUUUGCCUACGGCUAGUACUUGUACAAAUUUAUUCAAAUUACCACCUUUCAAAUCGGUUGUACAAAUGCGUGAAAAACUUCUGUAUGCAAUGCAGUCCGGAGUUGGCUUUGAAUUGAGUUAAAAUGUAUUUAAAGAAGUAGUGGCGGACGUAUUGUAACUAUAAAAUACAUUAAUAUAUUUACAUAUUAUUCAACAGAUUUUAUA
Molecule: messenger RNA, 2318 nt
Organism: Glossina fuscipes
Lineage: Eukaryota; Metazoa; Arthropoda; Insecta; Diptera; Glossinidae
Product: ubiquitin-protein ligase E3C-like
Biological process (GO): ubiquitin-dependent protein catabolic process; protein polyubiquitination
Molecular function (GO): ubiquitin protein ligase activity
Source: RefSeq, a predicted model, not a curated record